UCGUCUAGUCGAUGCUGGUCAGCUUUGAAGGAGCGUUAUCAAGCACUUUUCGAUCAGACCGGGUAUUUGGGUGGUGGUGGCAGAACACUUCUCUUCACCACUUUCAUACCAAGAAGGCAAGAACCCAUCGAGGAUAGUUGCGGAGAAAAAGACAAAUUCGUUUCGAUAUUGCUUCAGUUCCUACUGAACCGGGUGUCCAAACAGUUGCUACCGUGUAUACCGGGUGACACUGAAACAUAAUGAGGCGUGCUAUUGGUGGAGUUGCCUUAAUGGCAUUUUUUGGUCUUGUAAACUGUCAGCAGUUGAAGGGAAACCAAGACGAUCCCUGCCAAAUCAAAGCUAGAGUAAUUUCAGAUAUCACCUACUGCGACAGAUACUGGGAAUGUGUAAACGGACAGCCAGAGCUCUACGACUGUCCCAACGGUUUGGUGUUUGCAGGCAAAAAUCGCGGAGUUACUGAAGGAUGCGACUAUCCAUGGAGAUCCAAUUAUUGCGACGGCAAACAACAGGCCAAUCCUCCAAUUGGAACCGAUCACUGCGACUGGCUUUACGGGAUUUUCGGGCAUGAAACCUCCUGCACCCGCUACUGGACCUGCUGGAACGGAACCGCCACUGAACAAUUGUGCAUUGGUGGGCUUCUCUACAACGAAAGAACCCAUUCUUGCGAUUGGCCCGAGAAUGUAGACGGUUGCCAGAAGCAUCCUCUGUGCAAUGAUGAUCCUAAUGGAAACGUUCCUUUGGGAAAAUCCUGCAACCGAUACUGGCAGUGCCAAGGCGGGUACCCGAGGCUUCAAAGGUGUCCUGCUAUGUUGGUGUUUGAUCGGCGUUCUCUCAGGUGCGUGGUUCCUCCAACUGAAGACUGCGACGUGCCCAGCACCCUUCCGCCUCCAGUUCAAGAGGACGAUCUUCAGGAAAACAUCCCCCAGAAUAACCCGCGAAACCAGCACAAUUUCAGCAAUCUUCCUCCUGGCGCCAUUCCGAUCCCCAGCAAAGGAAAACCAAAAAACUAAGCUAGUUUAAGCCGUUAACUUAUUUCAGGCCAACCUACUGCAGAAAAGCGUGGUUUCAGCAGUGUAAAAUUAUGCAUUUGCAACUGUAAAUAUUCUUAGAAUAGCAGACGGUUUUAUAAGUGGAGCAACCAUCAAUUCAGCACAGUUCUUCAGUUCAGAUGAAACGGAAUUUUGCUUGAAACCCAAACGUUUAAUGUGCCAGUAUUCGAUUAUGCUUUAAACAUGCCGCAUGACCAUCAUCAUUACCAUUCACUUUCUGAUCCAAAGUCACGUAUUUGUAAAUUGUUUUUGCAUUCGGUUUCAUUUUCCGUGCCUAGUUAAGUUUUAUAAUCGUGUACUACCGUAGAAUUACGUAUUUGUUAAUAAAAUAUAUUUUUUACUGUU
Dendroctonus ponderosae (mountain pine beetle) is the source of this 1394-nucleotide messenger RNA. It is a transcript of the gene Cpap3-d2, whose product is annotated as protein obstructor-E. Lineage: Eukaryota; Metazoa; Arthropoda; Insecta; Coleoptera; Curculionidae. Bases 240 to 1010 code for a protein of 256 amino acids. The record is from RefSeq and is a predicted model, not a curated record. The transcript has 6 exons. Gene Ontology annotation, molecular function: chitin binding. Gene Ontology annotation, cellular component: extracellular region.